This is a messenger RNA of Vicia villosa (hairy vetch), 1018 nucleotides long. RefSeq names its product B3 domain-containing transcription factor VRN1-like. NCBI's taxonomy places the organism in Eukaryota, Viridiplantae, Streptophyta, Magnoliopsida, Fabales, Fabaceae. The transcript is spliced from 4 exons. Gene Ontology annotation, molecular function: DNA binding. Bases 12 to 866 code for a protein of 284 amino acids. The record is from RefSeq and is a predicted model, not a curated record.
CUCCAUCAUCCAUGGCUAGAGAAAAUUCCACCAUCCCCAUCUGUUUCUUCAAGAUUAUUCUUCAAACCAAUCUUCAAACUAUUAAAAUACCGAAUAAAUUUACAAGGAGUCACGGUGCUGGUCUACCAAAUCCAGUGAUGAUGAAGCCUCCUGAUGGCACAAAAUGGAAAGUGUUUUGGAAAAACAUCAAUGGUGAGAUUUGGUUUCAAAAGGGUUGGAGUAUUUUUACUCAAAAUUACUCUCUACAACAUGGCUGUUUGGUAGUCUUUAAAUACUAUAAAGAAGGAAGUUCAGAAUUAGAUGUAAUCAUACUUGACCAGCAUGCAGUUGAAAUUGACUAUGAUUCCUCAUGUGACACUUUUAAUGAUGAAGAUGAAAACCUUGACCAUAUUGAUGAUGAAUCAGUUGAGAUUUUGAAUGAUAAGAAGGCUAGACAGAAGUCACCAUUAGUUUCUCCUCGACCACAUAAAAAAGUUAGAGGUGAUAUUAAGGAGACUAGUGGAAGAACUACAUCAAUGAAUUCUCCAAAGGGAAAUAGGGCUCAGGAAGUAGCUGCAAGAUUCAUCACAAGCAAUCCUUUUUUCACUAUUCUCAUAAAACCUAACCAUCUCACAGAUUAUCAACUGACGGUACCAAAUCUAAAAGGGGUUAUUGAGAACAAAGAGAAUUAUGUGACUUUGAAGAUUGGGAAAAGAUCAUGGAAUGUGAAAUUGCUACGUGUUAGCCUCCUAACGGCUGGUUGGUCCUUAUUUGCGAGUGAGAGUGGAUUGCAAUCAGGAGAUGUUUGUGUGUUUGAACAGAUAAACAAACAAGAUUUAGUUUUUAAAGUUCAUGUUUUCUCUGGGAAAAGUAAUCUAUCUGUUUAAGGUUGUUGUUUUUUAGUGAAAGUUACUUUAUCUAGAGAUCACUAAUUUCUUUCCAUCAAAUGGGGAAGAAACAUUCAGCUUUGGUUGUAAUUGUGAUUUAUUCGAUAACUGGAUCUGUGAUUUUGAGGCCAUGAAUAUUAAUUAUGCUUAUU